Messenger RNA from Myotis daubentonii (Daubenton's bat), 2410 nucleotides. RefSeq names its product NFKB inhibitor delta (gene NFKBID). Gene Ontology annotation, cellular component: nucleus. The coding region runs from base 717 to 1703 and encodes 328 amino acids. The transcript has 12 exons. Gene Ontology annotation, biological process: regulation of gene expression. The record is from RefSeq and is a predicted model, not a curated record. Gene Ontology annotation, molecular function: protein binding. NCBI's taxonomy places the organism in Eukaryota, Metazoa, Chordata, Mammalia, Chiroptera, Vespertilionidae.
CGUGGGGAUUCCGCGAGCGCCAAGCUCGGCCGCCCGCCCCGCCUCCGAGCGGACACCUGGGCGCAGGCUGCGGGGAGGGGGAAGCGGAAGGUUCCCUUGCGUGUGCGCGUGGCGUCAGCGCGUCGCGGCGUCAGAGCGUCGCCGCCCCCCCCCCCGAGCUGCUUCCGGGUCUGGCCGCCCCCCCCCCCUUUAACCCUUCCUCCGCUGGAACUCGGGAGGGUGCGGGUGCGGGUGGAGUGCGAACGCGGACGCGGACCUCCUGGGUCGUGCCAACGAGGCGUCGGGAACGGGGGCUCCCGGGUCCUGGGAAGGGGCUGCCAGGCUCGCGGACUCGAGUCCGAGUGAGCCGUAAUGAGCGCAGCCACUGCCCAUCGCAGACGGUGAAAAAGCUCCUGGAAGAACAGAGGCGCCGCCAGCAACAGCCUGACGCCGGUGGGGCACCGGGACAGUUCCCACCUCCCCUGGCCCAGCCCCUGACCCCAUCUGUGAACGAGGGUGAGGUUGGCCAUACUCACUUCCCAGCCCACCAGGAGGCUGUGGGUUCUGGACUUGGCAGCCUGGCCCCCACCACAGGCUUUCCAGACUGGAGCCCCAACACCCUUGCUGCCUACACAGACAGUGCCUACUCUUAUCCUACUUCUGCUGCUGAAAGUUUCCUGACUUCUGACUUCUGCCCACUCUCGGACCCAGGGCAGCCAUAUCCAUUUCUCCUGGGGAUGGAGGACCCCCUGGAUACCCAGCUUUAUGUAGAACCUUCCCUGCCACAGGUGGGAUCCUGGAAAGGUUCUGGACUCCCCUCAGGACCCCCACAGUUACCCUCUUUGGUCACUGGACCAUCCCUCGACUCAGCCCGUGCUCAAAUGCUGGCCUUGGGGCCGCAGCGGCUGCUGGCCCAAGACGAGGAAGGAGACACGCUCCUGCACCUGCUGGCAGCUCGGGGGCUGCGUUGGGCAGCAUACGCUGCAGCUGAGGUGCUCCAAACAUACAGACAUCUGGACAUUCGUGAGCAUAAGGGCAAGACUCCUCUCCUGGUGGCUGCUGCUGCCAACCAGCCUCUGAUUGUGGAGGAUCUAUUGAACCUGGGAGCUGAGCCUAAUGCUACUGACCAUCAGGGACGUUCUGUCUUGCAUGUGGCUGCUACCUAUGGCCUCCCAGGAGUCCUCUCGGCUGUGAUUAACUCAGGGGUUCGGGUUGACUUGGAAGCCAGGGACUUUGAGGGACUCACCCCCCUCCAUACCGCCAUCCUGGCUCUCAAUGUUGCUAUGGUCUCACCCGACCCCUGUUCCCGGGUGCUGAGUAUUCAGGCCCGAGACCGGCUGUCUUGCGUCCAAAUGUUGCUGCAUAUGGGUGCUGAUCACACCAGCCAGGAGAUCAAGAGCAACAAGACUGUUCUGCAUUUGGCUGUGCAGGCCGCCAACACCGUCCUAGUUCAGCUGCUGCUGGAGCUGCCACAGGGAGACCUGAGGGCCUUUGUCAACAUGAAGGCCCAUGGGAACACAGCCCUCCACAUGGCAGCUGCCCUGCCCCCUGGGCCACACCAGGAAGCCAUAGUGCGUCACCUGCUGGCAGCUGGGGCAGAUCCAGCAUUGCGAAACCUGGAGAAUGAGCAGCCCAUCCACUUGUUGCGGCCUGGGCCGGGCCCUGAAGGGCUCCGGCAGCUAUUGAAGAGGAGCCGCGUGGCACCCCCAGGCCUGUCCUCUUAGGACUCAAAACCCAGAACCUGGACUGAUUUUCCAGUCCCCACCGUCCUGUGGGACAGCCAGCGUAUGCUAAUGUUGCAAAUCCAUGAUAAUGUAUGUGGAAUGUCCUGCCCUUGGGGUCUUACAUUAAAACCUCAAAGUGGCUGCUGUGGUGGGGGUAAACAGUCCCCAAUAUUUGGGGUGAUGUACUAUCCCUCUCCCACCCACAAGGAGCCCCCUAGAUGAUUUCUGUGAAAUCGAGGCCUCUUGAUUGUUUCUGUGAAACACCCUGAGCCCCUACCCCUAUCCUCACUUAGCUCUUCACACCUGGAACCUGAGAUGCAAUUCCCCUACAUGAUACUUGGGGCAUCCCAAAACAGCUCCCAGUAUCACCCCAAUAGAGUUCUUAAGAUGAACCCCCAACCUCUUCAGGUCUUUAACCCUAGGUCCUACUGCUUUCUAAUUCAGAACUCACCCAAGCCCCUAUCUCGGACCUUUACAUUUCCAGUGAAUGUCUUUAUGAAACUCCCUAUUAAACUCAAUUUGGGCCCGGCUAGUAUGGCUCAGUGAUUGAGCUUUGACCUGUGAACCAAGAGGUCACCAGUUUGAUUCCUGGUCAGGUUUCCCAGUAGAGGGCCUAUAGGAGGCAGCCAAUCAAUGAUGUUUCUCAUUGAUGUUUCUAUCUCUCUGUCUCCCUCUCUAAAAAUCAAUAAAAACAGAUUUAAACUCAA